GGAGGAGGGGGGGGGGCUCCUCCCUUUGUGCGGGGCCCGGCGCGCCGCCAUGCAUGGACGGGCAUGGGAUGGGGAGCGCCGCGCCCGCACGCAACGCCGGGGCUCAGCCGCUGCUGCUGGGGCUGCUCCUGGCGGCGGUGCUGCCUCAGGGUGACUGCCAGCUGCAGACGCCGUGUCGGAUUCAGAAGUGCACCACUGAUUUCGUGUCCUUAACGUCGCAACUCAACUCGGCCCUCGAUGGCUUUGACCUGGAGUUCUGCAAGGCCCUGCGAGCGUACUCUGCCUGCACCUACCGCAAUUCCAAAGUAUGCCGCGGAAACCUGGUCUACCACUCCGCAGUCCUUGGCAUCAGCGACCUCAUGAGCCAGAGAAACUGUUCCAAGGACGGCCCCACGUCCUCCACCAACCCCGAAGUAACCCACGAUCCCUGCAAUUACAGUGGCCACACAGGAGCCAGUGAACAUCCCGGAGGGGAGAAGACUACCCCCACGUACCUAUUCUGUGGCUUGUUUGGUGAUCCUCAUCUGAGGACUUUUAAGGAUCACUUCCAGACAUGCAAAGUAGAAGGUGCUUGGCCUCUCAUAGACAAUAACUACUUAUCAGUGCAAGUGACGAAUGUGCCUGUGGUCCCAGGAUCCAGUGCUACUGCUACAAAUAAGAUAACUAUUAUCUUUAAAUCAUACCAGGACUGUACGGAUCAGAAGGUAUACCAAGCAGUGACUGAUGACUUGCCUGCAGCUUUUGUCGAUGGUACAACAGGUGGAGGCGAUGGGAACACCAAGAGCUUGCAAAUCGUGGAUAAAGUCAGUGGCAAAUACAUCGAAAUGCAUGCCAGGCAUAUUGGGACCAUGGUGUACAUACGUCAGCUUGGGCGCUACUUAACGCUGGCCAUUCGCAUGCCUCAAGAGCUGGCCAUGGCCUACGAGGAGAGUCAGGAUCUGCAGCUGUGUGUGAAUGGUUGUCCUUCGAGUGAACGUAUAGAUGAUAGUGGCCACUUGCCUUUACCCGUGAGGGGCCAGUUGCUCCCUCAGGUAGGCACUGCUCAUCCCCGGUCCGUGUACACACUGGAAUCUGCGACCACCAAAUGCAACGAGAAGAUGCUGGUGAAGGACAUCUAUUUUUACUCAUGUGUGUUUGACCUGCUUACCACUGGUGAUGCUAACUUCACGGCUGCUGCUCACAGUGCCUUGCAGGAUGUGGAGGCAUUGCACCCCAGAAAGGAGCGCUGGCAUAUCUUUCCCAGCAGCAGAGGUGGUGCUGUGGGCAAGGGUAGCCAAUUCUUUGUCAGUCUUGGACUUGUGUGCUUGAUCCUUGUUGUGUUUUUGUAGGUGUUGUUGUUGUUUUCUUUGUCUAUAACAAAGUUUUGAAAUAUAUAUUGUCAUAAUAUAUUGAGUAAAGAUGAGUAUAUAUGUAUAUACAAUGUAUAUGAAGGGAUGUUUUGUCUUGGGACGCCCACCAGAUUGUACAUACUGUGUUGACUGUUCUCAUGUACGUUGGAUGUAGUAUUCUUUGUAUCUAUUUGUUUUGCAGUUGGUGAAAUGUUUUAUAAUGUCCCUGCAUUGGGACCUGAUAGAAAGCACUUUAUUUUUUAUAUAUUAAAUAUUUAUGUGUGUAUCUGAGUAACUAUAUUAUACAUAUACACAUGUACAUACAGUACUCAGUGCUCUGCCUAGCUACUGCUUGGUUUAACAGAUUUUUUUACUGUAUUAAUUCAUGGGGAUAUUUUCUACACUUUCUCUUACUGUAGAGACAGCACCUCUCUUGUCCUGUAACGAUGUAUGUAUUUUACUGGGUUCCCUAGUUAAAAUAAUUUAAAAAGGAAUCAUAUUCUGUCCUAAUGGUCCUCCCUUCUUUGGAGGGAGAGAGUGAAGUGCUUCCCAUUAGCUCAGAAGGCUAUCUCGGAUAACAUGAUUUACAGAACCUGCUAUGUAAUUCUGACAUUUCAUACUUCCAUGGCAUGAGUUUGAAAAUAAGCUAAGUGAAUGUGUUUGAGUGAAACUUAUGUGGCUUUGUAGAGCCAUUGGAGAGAUGAUUUUGAAAGACACUAAUGGUGUACUUUUGUAAGUGUGUAACAUUUCCUCUUCAAAGUAGCUGCUGCAGAUGGUUCUGCCCUGGAAGGUUAAGUCAUUCUGCACUUACGUGUUAAUUAUAUCAGUAUAUUAAAAAGGGGGGAGGGAAAUGAGGCACCUGACUGCUGUUACUGAGGAACUAGGAGAAGAACGAGUUGGUGGCUUAAAGGCUGGUUUUACAUAGUGCCUUAAUCUGCUGCAAGAAACUGCAGUGUUUGUGCAUGCUACAGUAACUCCAGCUCCAAGACAGGCUUGUUUUCCUCUUGAAACUAUUCAUCUGAGGUUCAUUGGACUGAUGCAUUAGCCCUGUUCUGGAAAAAGACCCAAGUAGCAUUUGCCUUUGCUAAAAAAAAAAAAAAAUUGAGCUCGUGUUUGCUUUGGUGGAGGGAGAUGGACUUCAUUUGUACAGCGAAAGCUCAUGUUUUUUAUGAAGACUGGCAGGGUUUAUGAAGUUCUGGCAGGGUUAGGGAUUAUUGUGUGGUAUGGACAGCAGUAGUCUUCUCAAAUGAACUAAUUAAUUCCUUUUUUGGAUGCGUAACCGCAUGCAGGUGUUACUCUGGGAACACAUGAGAUGAAAAUAGUCAGAACUGAGUUAAGGCAGAAUGUGAAAAUUUGUUCUAGGCUAGAUCCAUUGGCAGCUUGUUUUGUCGGUCUAACUGCGUGAUGGUGCUGUUUGAGCUGAGUUGGACUUGGGGAAUUAUGCUGUGUCUGAUUUUGUGGUUCCCAGAGUUGCACCUGAUGGUGACAGGCUUCUCCCUGUUUUGGGUGGCUGAACUUCCUCAUCACUGCUCUGAAUUUAAAGGUCACAUGGCUGAAAGCUGAUGGACAGCCUAGCGUUGCUGCGGUGAUGCAUGUACUUUCGGGGCAGACACUAUAAACUGAAUAAUGCUCCCUACAUGCUUUGUGUAUACACAUAUACAAACACAUAUAUAGAAUAUAUGUAUAUGAGCAUUGAGCUGUGAGCCUCUCAGGUAAAUAGUAUUUCAGAAAUGUAGUACUUCCCCUAAAGAGUUUUCAGUUUUCUUCCUCCCGCUGUGGGGAUUUCUUGAGAAAAUGUUAUUUGCACAUGUUCAUUCUUGACGUCUGCCAUCGCCAAGAGAACUUUAGUUAAUGCCAAACGUGGAUAUUUUGAAGCUAGUGAAUGUUCUUUGGAGAGAACUUAGGCUUACAGGGAACAUUGUUUUUUUUUGCAUAUGCUCCAAAUGGCUGUCUUUUAGAAGGCUGCAGUUUUUAAUUUUCAUGCCUGGAAACCCCAAAUUGUGUCAGUCCUUAUAGAGUCUUUUAGAUACGGUUCAUAAAUGUACCAGUAAAUAUAUGUUAGUGUGAAAGAGUGACUGUGCAGUGUGUAAAUACUUUAAAUUAUUAUCGUAGAAGAAUAAAGUUGCCUGCCCUGCUGAGGAAUGCCUGUGAUGUGGUGUUAGUGACCCCUGGUGGGGUGCAGGGAAACUGGGGAUAUGGGUUAACCCACUGGGCAGGCAAUCUGUAAGCAAAGCCCUGAUUUCUUUCCUAGCCAUCCUUUGUUGCAUAGGAAUGUGGUGAGUACCAUUGCCAUACUGCCUGGCAGAUGCCUGCUGCCCCUCUGCCAGAUAAGCUGCAUAGUGCAAUCUGUGACCAGCCACUGCAAUCCACGCCAGUUUAUUGAAGACACUUUGUGGGAAGCCAACAGCAGGAACCAUCGCUUCAGGAUCCCACUUGUACACUUCCUUUGCAGUGUUUGCAGAGGUACGUAGGAGAGCUUUUAACACGGUGGUCCUGAUACUGUGUUCAUCUUGAUGGGUCUUACAAAAAUCUGCUUUAAAAGUUACUGGAGAGCUCUCAGAUCAGAAUAACCUUGGAAGAGAAAACUAUCUGCUGUGAAACUGAAGAGGAAACAGGCAUCAAAAGAAUUAAAGGUACAGAAGAGCCCAUAAUACUAGAUAACUGUGUAUAACGAGAUGAUUUAAUACAUGGGAGCUGUAAUAUUUCAGCUGCGAGGCUAAUCACACAGUUUGAUGGAAAAUUGAAAGCACCAAAGCUUACAAAGUUAUAUCAGGCACUAAGAAUAAACACAAUGAAUAUUGUUUUGCUGGGCUUCUGUUACAGUUAGAAUUUGAGGGGUAGGAGGUAGAUCGGUCUUUGAAAUGCUUUGUGGAAACAAUGGCUGUAGGAAGCGAAGUUCAGUGUAGUCAUGUUCAGUGUACAUGAGAGAAGGCCUUCGUAUCUGUAAGAGCUUAUUUUCAAAUGUCAUUUACCACAACUAGCUCUGCAGAAGGCAAUGUAGCUUUAUUAUCAGUAAUUUAAUGCAACAACUAGUAAGCUAUUGUUGAAGUUUUCUUUGUGUUUAAAAGGGUAGCUGGUGAUUUGGAUGUCAGUGGCUUACUUAAAAGAUUAUUUUGAGUCUCUUCUAGAACAUUUUAAACCAGAGUAUUUCCUAAUCCUGUGCUAGCAGAGCUCUUAACAGCAGCUGAGGAUAGUUCUCUGUAGUUGGGACUGAUGACUUCCCUAGGAAGCCCGUCACAGAACUGAGCAGAGUACUGGGUGCUUAAUCCUUCAUUUUGUAUGUACAUAUGGUUUCUGAAGGAAGCCUCGCCUUACAAAAGGGAAUGGCACACUCAACUGACUGUCAAACCAAAAAUUCUCUCGCUUUUCACAUCCUGGAAAACCUGGUUGGAAGAACAGUCUCCACUGAGCACCUACUAAGUGGGACACGACCUCAUGCAAUGUCUGAGAGCAAUCUGCCUUUCAGCUGAGUUAGGCCCUCCGAUAUGCAAGCACAUCAGUACAGUUCCUUUGAAAUUGCUGCUGUUCUGCCAGAAAAUAGGUCCCCAACUGUUUAAGGUCUGUUACCUUAGUGCUAUGGAUACCAUGUGUUUGUUUUAUGGAUUUUGAGGAUGUGGAGUGGCUAUUUGCUUACAUAUACCCUCACUGAAGCAAGCAAUGUUGCAAGCUUUGCCCCACCUCAUGAGUGUUUUAUUAGGGGACAUAUUUAAGAAAACAAACAAAUGGCUUGUGGCUUUCCUCUCUUGUGAGACUCAUAGCACAGUUUGAAAUCUAGCAUUCGUUUUAUUCUUCAUGUAAGUAUAGCUGAAGUUUUACAGUGAAUCUUUCAUGCUUUGAGUUCUUUUAAUUCCCGUAUGUGUCUUGACUGAUACAAGGUGUAUCCCUUUCUGUCUUUCCCUAUUCUGUCUAUUCCCUAUUCUACAGUUAUUAAAGACUGCUACAUAUAAAAA
Messenger RNA from Anas platyrhynchos (mallard), 5278 nucleotides. RefSeq names its product repulsive guidance molecule BMP co-receptor b (gene RGMB). Gene Ontology annotation, biological process: BMP signaling pathway. NCBI's taxonomy places the organism in Eukaryota, Metazoa, Chordata, Aves, Anseriformes, Anatidae. Gene Ontology annotation, molecular function: coreceptor activity. The record is from RefSeq and is a predicted model, not a curated record. Gene Ontology annotation, cellular component: plasma membrane.